AUGCAGAAAUUGUUGAUGUUGAUGCUCUACACUAUUUAUGUUGAUCUUGAUCUUGAUGUUGAUAAAGGAGAUGAUGAAGUUGAAGAUAAUCAGGGUGGCGGUCAUAGAGUAUCUUGGGUAUGGCAACAUUGUGAUCGAGAGGACGUAAAGAAGGGUGCUAUGAAAGUGAAAUGUUCAUAUUGUCCAACAAUGAUGUGUACAAAUUCGAAGAAAAAUGGUAUGAGUGCAAUGGGAAGUCAUUUAAGACUCUAUUGUCCAAGAUCUCCUUUUUACAACCCUAAAGGUAAACUUGGUGAUACAAAAAACAAUUUGUGUUGA
Messenger RNA from Lactuca virosa, 318 nucleotides. The record is from the annotation of a GenBank genome assembly. NCBI's taxonomy places the organism in Eukaryota, Viridiplantae, Streptophyta, Magnoliopsida, Asterales, Asteraceae.